AUGGCAGCUAUCAAUACAAUUUCACCUUCAGCACGACCUCGUAUCCGGGAGCUUUUGCCAAAACUCUACCUCGGUCGUCACCGGCCUGGAACCAAAAACUCCCUAACUGAUGUUCCAGGUGUUCUGGUUCAUACUGAGUCAAUCAAGCGCCCCUCUACGACAACCAGCCAUGCGGUCAACACAGGUGUAACCACGAUCCUACCCCGCCGGGAUUGGUUUAACUCGGGCUGUUACGCAGGGUAUUUUCGCUUUAAUGGAUCUGGCGAAAUGACUGGCUCACACUGGUUGGAUGAGACUGGUCUACUGAACUCCCCGAUCAUUCUCACUAAUUCGUUCUCGGUCGGUGCAUGCUACACUGGGGUCUACGAGUAUGCUGUUCGGGAGUAUAAGGACAAGGAAACCGGAUUGGUGGACUGGUUCCUGCUCCCAGUCGUGGCCGAAACGUGUGAUCUUUUCCUCAGCGACAUUGGUGCUAUGGCAGUUACGUCGGAUAUGGUUGUUCGAGGAAUUGACCAGGCCAGCGCCGACCCCGUGAAAGAAGGUAACACGGGUGGGGGAACCGGCAUGAUGUGCCAAGGCUUCAAAGGCGGCACUGGGAGUGCCAGUCGUGUUAUUGAUGGGGUGGCUUUCGGCGCUGAGACAAACUAUACUGUUGCUGCUUUGGUCCAGGCAAACUACGGCGCGAAGAGAGAUCUCCGCUUCGGUGGCGCUCCUGUUGGGCUCCUGAUGGAGCAAGAAGACAGGGCGGCUGCCAAAGAGGACGAUGCAACCAAGGCCAAGGAUGGAAGUAUCAUCGUGGUGAUCGCAACGGAUGCGCCACUUCAUCCGACCCAGCUCCAGCGCUUAGCCAAACGAGCGACUGUUGGGCUGUCACGCGUGGGAGGAUGGGGCUCAAAUAGCUCCGGGGAUAUUUUCAUCGCCUUCAGUACGGCUGAACAGAUUCCACGAGCUCCAGAUUUCAGCUGGAAGCCAACAGUUGAACAGAAGAUAUCUGUGGUGCAGGAUGUGACGAUUAACGCCUUAUUCGAAGGUGCAGCUGACGCCACGGAGGAAGCGAUCUACAAUGCAUUAGUAGGCGCUGAAGACAUGGAAGGCCCUCGGGGAAAGAUAGUCAAAGCGGUGGAUCAUGAGAGAUUGAAAACCAUCAUGGAAAAAUAUUUGUAG
Aspergillus lentulus is the source of this 1164-nucleotide messenger RNA. Its product is annotated as P1 family peptidase. Lineage: Eukaryota; Fungi; Ascomycota; Eurotiomycetes; Eurotiales; Aspergillaceae. Gene Ontology annotation, molecular function: aminopeptidase activity. The record is from RefSeq and is a predicted model, not a curated record.